AUGAGGUCCAUGCAAAAGUUUGGCUAUGAUUGGCUGCAAGGACGAUGGUUCGUGAGUCGUCGCGGGAUUCCGGAAAAAGUGUGGUGCGACAACGCGACCAACAUCGUCGGCGCGGAUCGGCAUCUGAGAGAGUUCCGGGCCCGUCUGGAGGAGCAGGGGGGCGGUAUCGAAGCAUUCGCGUCAAAAAAAGAAUGCGAGUUUGCGUACAUACCGCCCAGAGCACCUCACUUCGGCGGUCUGUGGGAAGCAGGUGUGAAGUCUGCAAAGCACCUGUUCCUUCGGACGGUCGGUCACGACCUCUUGACCGCGGAGGUGCUCGGAACUCUCCUCGCCAGCGUGGAGGCAGUUCUAAAUUCGAGGCCCAUCGGAGCGUUAAGCAGCGACCCCAGCGACGGCGAAGCCCUCACCCCCGGACAUCUCCUGAUCGGCGGCCCGCUAGUCGCACCACCACCGUCGGCACUCCCGGACCAGAUCAGCCCGACCUGCUUGCGAAGAUGGCGCAGUGUCUCGUCGCUCAGGCACAGGUUCUGGCAGCGAUGGUCCCGGGAGUACGUCUCCAGCCUGCAGACGAGGCAAAAGUGA
This is a messenger RNA of Drosophila ficusphila, 582 nucleotides long. RefSeq lists its product as uncharacterized. The record is from RefSeq and is a predicted model, not a curated record. Gene Ontology annotation, molecular function: nucleic acid binding. Lineage: Eukaryota; Metazoa; Arthropoda; Insecta; Diptera; Drosophilidae. The coding region runs from base 1 to 582 and encodes 193 amino acids. The transcript is spliced from 2 exons.